GUAAUGAAUUAUAUUUGCCCGUCCCAUCAUCCAUUUGUUUUUGGUUUUCCUGCUCUGUCUCUAUUUCUUAUCCUUAUUCAAAAUCAUUUAUCUCGACUCUCACGAUCACCAGUAAAGAGAAAAUACCAAGCUAAUCUUUCCCGUGAAAAGAUCCCCGGGCCGGGGGCGGAGAUUUGAGCCAGCAGUUCUUUCCAUGAACCCUAUUCACUGUUACUGCUUAUCUUAUCAAACAGAAGCCAUCUCUACGAAGAGAUUCUAAUUUGUAAGUGAUCGACCGGCAGAACUCUCCCUUCGGCCUUGCUUCACUCACCGGCACUUGAAAAAACCCUACCAAGAUAACCAAAGCACCAACCCUCUGCGUUUUUCAUUUUUGUUUUGUUAAUGAAUCCUGCUUCUGUAGGAGGUGCUGCAACGGACCCGAAUAGCAUCAGCGAGGGUCCAUCAUCCGGUGUAGUUAUAGCUUCAUCGACGCUGCCCACGGCUUCACACCAAAGUGGAGCUGGUGAGUCGUCUUCUUCCCCACCUCCACCGAGUCGCUACGAGUCACAAAAGCGUCGAGACUGGAAUACUUUCUUGCAGUACUUGAAGAACCAUAAGCCCCCGUUAACACUAGCUCGUUGCAGUGGUGCCCACGUUAUUGAGUUCUUGAAAUACCUUGACCAGUUUGGUAAAACUAAGGUUCACAUAACAGGUUGUCCUUAUUUCGGACAUCCAAACCCACCUGCUCCUUGCUCUUGCCCACUCAAGCAAGCCUGGGGAAGCCUCGACGCGCUGAUCGGACGGCUUAGAGCUGCUUAUGACGAAAACGGUGGACGUCCAGAAUCAAACCCUUUUGCCGCAAAGGCUGUGAGGAUUUAUUUGAGGGAAGUGAGAGAAGGGCAAGCUAAAGCUAGAGGGAUUCCUUACGAGAAGAAGAAGCGAAAAAGGUCUAAUACAAUCACAACCGCUGCUGUUGGUGUCAAUGAUUUGGUUGUCAGACCGAAGUUUAGAAGCGCCCUGCGAACUCUUUUCUGCCCUUUGCAGUUUGCACAUUGGGAUCCAGUAGAGAGGCCAUGGUUUGACACCGAUAAUCUUUGUCUUCCAGUUACACAACUUUGUCGAGUUCCAUAUAUGUUGCCAUUGGCUUGCUUUAAAGGGAAAGCAAUGGCAUGGAAAAGCAUGGCGAUAUCCGACAUGUGCCAGCCACUGGAUAAACAUUACUGGCCACUUGUUCGGCAGCAUGGAGCAACCUUGGAAUAUGUAUUAAUCAAUAAGCCUAGUUAA
Hibiscus syriacus is the source of this 1263-nucleotide messenger RNA. RefSeq names its product protein LIGHT-DEPENDENT SHORT HYPOCOTYLS 6-like. NCBI's taxonomy places the organism in Eukaryota, Viridiplantae, Streptophyta, Magnoliopsida, Malvales, Malvaceae. Gene Ontology annotation, cellular component: nucleus. The transcript has 3 exons. The record is from RefSeq and is a predicted model, not a curated record. Gene Ontology annotation, biological process: mRNA transcription; response to light stimulus. The coding region runs from base 382 to 1263 and encodes 293 amino acids.